UUGAGUAACACACACACACACACACACACCCAGCUGACGACAGCUCCAGCCACGCAUUCUGUCACUUCAACACACGCAACUUUACACAGUGUUUAGCUCGUGUGUUCAUCAUGCUGGAGAUCUGAAACACGACUCUCCCACCCGGGAUGUUUGGCGACGCGAGGUCGAGGUCUAUGAGGUGAUACUGGCAUACUGUCAUACUGGGAUACUGGGAUACACUGGUCUACACCAUGCAGAAUGAGGAGGGGAACACGGACAUCGCGUUUAAAACCACUGGGUGCUCCUGGUUGAGUCCAGUCAGCGAGCGGGUCGGCGUUCCUCUGGAUCAGGUGAACUUCAUUGCCUGCCAGCUGUUUGGGCUCGCGGUGGCGUUCUGGUUCCGGCUCGCUCUCGGUCCCCAUCGAGUCUCUGCUGAGCUUCGGCAUGCGGUCGCGAUCGUGUUCGGUGCUGCGAUCCUCAUCUUCUGCUUCGGCUGGUAUGCUGUGCAUGUCUUCCUGCUGGUCUUGGCUUGUUAUGGUAUAAUGAUCACAGCCAGUGUCCACAAUCUUCACAGAUAUACUCUGAUUGCCUCGCUCGGAUACCUCACGCUUUGUCAAGUGAGCAGAGUCUUCAUAUUCGACUAUGGGAUCCUGUCCACAGAUUUCUCAGGGCCUUUGAUGAUAAUAACACAGAAGGUCACUACUCUUGCCUUUCAGGUGCAUGAUGGGAUGAGUCGAAAGCAAGAGGAACUUACAGACGAUCAGAGGCAUCUGGCAGUCCGCUCGCGCCCGUCUCUGUUGGAGUAUCUGAGCUACAAUAUAAACUUCCUGAGUAUCUUGGUGGGCCCUUGUUGUCUCUAUAAAGACUACACUGAGUUCAUCCGGGGCCGGCAUGUGAAGCGAGUCCGAGACAGCGGUUCACGGCAGAACGGCGGGGAUAAAGUGCCUGAGCCGUCGCCUGUGAGGACUGUGGUUAAUAAGCUCCUCGUGUGCGUCUGCUGUCUGCUCUGGUUCUUCAUCAUCACCAAAGCGUUCCCCAUAUCGUACAACGUGGACCCGCAGUUCGUCAGCGACGCCUCUUUCGUGACCCGAUUGGCCUACGCGCUGAUCUCCAUCCAGGCCGCCAGACCCAAGUUCUACUUCGCAUGGACCCUCGCGGAUGCGGUCCACAAUGCAGCGGGGUUUGGAGUCAGUGGUGUGAACGCGAGAGGAGAAGUGUCCUGGGACCUGGUCUCCAACGUCCACAUCUGGGAGAUUGAGACAGCAACAAGUUUUAAAUCAUUUAUCGACAACUGGAAUAUACAGACUGCUCUUUGGCUAAAACGCAUCUGUCAGUUCAGUGUCACGUCUCUCAUGCUGUCAUCUGUUACGCUCCAGUGUGUGUCACGAUCGAGCCCCGUUUCACCGCAUGCCUCUCACAUUCGUGCUGUCGGCGAUCUGGCAUGGAGUUUACCCCGGAUACUACUUUACAUUCAUCACCGCUAUACCCAUCACCUUAGCAGCUCGCACUGUGCGCAGAAACUUCCGGGAGUAUUUCUUGUCUUCUCGCCGGCUCAAGAUCUGCUACGAUGUUGUGACCUGGGCUGCCACUCAGAUGGCCAUCUGCUACACGGUCAUGCCUUUCCUUCUGCUGGCCAUCAAACCCAGCAUGCAGUAUUACAGAUCGAUGUACUUUCAUGUGCAUGUCAUCAGUAUUCUGGCUGUGAUCCUCUUACCCAGCAAACCUGAAAGACUUGACCGACAUUCGAACAAUAAUGUGAAGGAGGACUGAACCCUUCUGUGUGUGUGUGUGUGUGUGUGUGUGUGUGUGUGUGUGUGUGUGUGCACUGGCUCACACAGACAAAGCCUACUUUGUGUGAACACAUUUUAAAAAGAGCUGGUCUGGGUAUUCACUUGCUCACAGGCCAGCGCUGAGCCGUACACACACACACACACACACACACACACACAUAUCACACCAGAGACACACUCUAUUCAAACUAAUAACACACACAAACCCAGCUGGAGAACGGAUAAGGGAACACACAGUUUGAGUAGUGCUGGACUCACUAUGAGGCAAAUAUGUGCCAUCUUUACUAAGUAAAUACAUGCUGCCCAUUUUAAUGGUCUUUUGAAAUAGUUGAACACAAUUUUUCCUAAUUUAUUUUGGAUAUAACCGCAUGAUCACUUUAAACUGAUGCUGAGAGAGAAUUGUUUGAUUUGUUUUUCUUUUUUUAUAAAAAUGAAGUGAAUUGAUAUUUUAUACUAAUGUGUAAAUAAUAAUGUAUUUAAUAAUAGUGUUAAGAUGUCCAUUUUUAGUAAAAUAAAGUGUAGUAAAUAUAUAAUGGCUAUGAAUAAUAAAUAAUCAUUGCUGCUGCAAAUAUUAACUGAAGAAUAGUCAAAUUGACAUGUUGUGGAAGUUGAUGGCCAAAUAAAGAGGUUUGUGAAUGAAUUGAUGAGUAUUGAAUGUG
Messenger RNA from Pimephales promelas (fathead minnow), 2428 nucleotides. The record is from RefSeq and is a predicted model, not a curated record. Lineage: Eukaryota; Metazoa; Chordata; Actinopteri; Cypriniformes; Leuciscidae.